AAUAUUGAUUUUUCUGUCUAAGCCUUCUGAUUAUAACUACUGAUUUUAUUUUCUGUACAGUAUUUGAGACAGCGCACUUUUAUGAGCUAAUGAGCCUCAACUGUUUAUUACACUCACAAAUCAUUAACAAGCAGAGACGAGCAGUCACUGUUAGUAUUUGAACAGAAUCGAUCAAGCUGUUUCCUAGAUGACUGUGUAUAGUGCUGAAUCUGUUUGUGUUAUUGAUGUUAAAAGAGGAAAGGAUAAAUGAAAUAAUAUGCACAGAACAAAUCCAAAAUAGGCGUGGUGCUCACUUGGGUUCUCAUAAAAAGCACUUCAAAAGAGCAGAUGGCAUGACACAGAUCGAUAAACUUAGAUGAUGGCAGCAGUGAAAGCGUGCAAUAUCUUGAUCACCGGAGCCAACCGGGGUUUGGGCUUAGAAACUGUUAAACAACUUUUGGAGAACUCCUGCCAAAAACAUAUUUUUGCUACCUGUCGUGACCCAGACGGACCAAAGUCUGAGAUGUUGAUGAUCCAUGCAGCAUCAAAGAAUCUGCCAAGAAAGUGGGAUCUUUCCUGGGAAACAAUGGUUUGAACCUGCUUGUGAAUAAUGCUGCAAUCGUGGCAAGAGGCACACUUCAUAGCAGCUGUGUUGAAGACAUGAAAAACACCUUCAACACCAACGUGAUAAGACCCUUAUUAAUCAUUAGGGAGUACUUGCCAUAUUUCAAAACAGCGGCCAAAACCAGCGGGACAUCAGGCAUGUCCUGUAAUAAAGCAGCUGUCAUCAAUAUCUCGUCUAUUGCAGGAUCCAUGACCAGAAAGCCUCCCAACCACAUUCAAUCCCCAGUGUUGCCAUAUUUCAUGAGCAAGGCAGGUUUUAACAUGCUGACUGUGUUAGCUGCUGAGGAGUUAAAGGUGGAUGAGAUCCUCUGCAUGGCCCUUCAUCCAGGAUGGAUGAAAACUGAGCUGGGUGGAAAAAAAGUGUGA
Molecule: messenger RNA, 969 nt
Organism: Puntigrus tetrazona (Sumatra barb)
Lineage: Eukaryota; Metazoa; Chordata; Actinopteri; Cypriniformes; Cyprinidae
Product: C-factor-like
Exons: 5
Coding region: 640-969 (109 amino acids)
Source: RefSeq, a predicted model, not a curated record